GCGGCGGCGGCGGCGGGCGGCGCGGGCUGGCGGCUGCCGGGGCGGGUGCUAGAGCUGGUGUUCUCCUACCUGGAGCUGCGGGAGUUGCGCAGCUGCGCGCUGGUCUGCAAGCUGUGGCACCGGGUCCUGCACGGCGACGAGAACAGCGAGGUGUGGCGCAGCCUGGCCGCGCGUUGCCUGGCCGAGGAGGCGCUGCGCACCGACGUGCUCUGCAACGUGCCCACCUACAAGGGCAAGGUACGUGCCUUUCAUCAUGCUUUCAGCACCAAUGACUGCUCCAGGAACGUCUACAUCAAGAAGAAUGGGUUUACUUUGCACCGGAACCCCAUUGCUCAGAGCACCGAUGGGGCAAGGACCAAGAUUGGCUUCAGUGAGGGUCGUCACGCGUGGGAGGUCUGGUGGGAAGGCCCUCUUGGCACAGUAGCCGUAAUUGGAAUUGCCACAAAACGGGCUCCCAUGCAGUGUCAGGGUUAUGUGGCGCUGCUGGGCAGUGACGACCAGAGCUGGGGUUGGAACCUGGUGGACAAUAACUUGCUACAUAAUGGAGAGGUAAAUGGCAGCUUCCCACAGUGCAAUAAUGCACCAAAGUACCAGAUAGGUGAGAGGAUUCGAGUCAUCUUAGACAUGGAAGACAAGACAUUAGCCUUUGAGCGUGGCUAUGAGUUCUUGGGAGUUGCAUUCAGAGGAUUGCCAAAGGUUUGCCUGUAUCCAGCAGUGUCAGCUGUGUAUGGCAACACAGAGGUGACUUUGGUCUACUUAGGAAAGCCUCUAGAUGGAUGACAUUGAUUGGCUCUUUCGGACAUCUGGAUGUGGAUGAUCUGGAGGAGGAAUCUGCAUGUUGGUUAGAGGGAAACUCAAAUUUGAAUUAACAAAUGGAUGCAUAUCCAAGAAACAUCUAGGAAAACAGUGGAUUUGCUGCGGAGGAUCAGCCAUACUGCAGGGAUUGUUACAUUUCCUCUUUCUACCAAGCCAGAAAAAUCCUCAGGGUUGCAGUUGGUUGAGUGGGCAGUUGACACAUUCAUGUUGCAACAGGUUUCAUUGCUGAGAUGGUAGUGUGUGAUCUCAAAUACUUAAGGAAGAAUUUGAUAGAAGUGGUUGAGGAAAUUAACCUGAGAUUUGUAAGUAGCGUGUUUUGUGAAAGACUCCCAUUUUAAAACUGCUCGUUUGUUCCUUCCUUCCCUCCUUCGGGCCAGUGAGAGUACCAGAGGAGAAUAAAACUGGUUGGGUUUUAGUUAAAAUUUUUAACUUGCUGAGAAGCAUGGUCUGUCUGGACUACUUCUUUAGUAUAUAAUGAGAUAUAAAAUGUGUGCAGCUAUUUUUAAGUGUAUUUUAAAGGUUGUAUAUACAGAACAUGUAAAAAAAAAAAAAAAAAAAAAAAGUGCUCAAAACAAAACAAAGGAUUUGCUUUGUUCUAAUUGGGAUAUCAUUAAAGGAAAAACCACUACAUGGCAUAAGAAGAACCUCUGAUGGGUGGAAGACCUACACGCAAAAGUAUAUACAUAUAUUUUUUUUUUUUGUGUUGUAAAGCAUCUAGGAAUGCUCUUGUGGAGUAAGGUGCUACGUUAGUUCAUUUGUAUGUGGCUAAAAGUUUACAUGGCUUCAGCAGUCUUUAUUCUAUUUAUAAAAAAAGAAACAGAAAAACUCCCCAUGUAUUUUGUUUUGCCACAGAUACGGAUUCCUAUGAAAAAGGGACGGCAAACCUGUGUGUGUUGUACAAUUUCUCUUGACAUAUAAAAAUGAUCUUUAAGAGGUCUUAUGCUUCCUACUUGACAUAAAAUGGGGCUUUCAGAGUAGUCUGAAAAAUAAUGUUGAACUUCUUGGGGCUAGAUUUUUAUUUUCUAUUUAAGGUGGUUGUUUAAGAGCUUAAUUCUUUAUUUUACUUUUAUUUAAUUUGGUUUGAAAAGAAAACAACAACCCUAAAUAUUGAAGUCUGGGUUCUCUUUAUCUGCAGUCAAGACUAAAGUCUCACCUUUCUCUGGCAGUGAAACUAACUGGUCAGCAUUACAGUAUUCUUUGUGGAAGCUGAGAAGGCUGUGAAGCCAAUCAGUUGUGUGCUAAAGAAGUACUUGCAGGUGAUAUAGCAGCUGCUUUCCCCAGAGGCUGAAAGCUCUGCAAAGAUCUAGGAAUCAGAACUCGUGGUAGAGGUGAUACCUUUUGUUAGACAAACUAGAUUUUUGCAAAAAAAGUCUUUGCUUGCAAUUGGAGAAAAUCCUUUAAUCACAAUUAAAUAAUUUUCUUUGCAAAAAUCUGGUUGGUGUAAUAAAAGGUAUCGCCUCUACCACAAGUUCUGAUUCCUUUUGCCUUUAGACUGAUAUGGCUACAGCCUGGAUAUCUGCAGAGAUCUGAAAACUUUCCAGCCUUUGAGUAGAAGGCAGGAUUAGCCCCAAACCUUGGUUUCCCCUGUGGCCAUCUAUAGAUCUUAACCUCUAAGUCCUGAGGCUUGCCCUUGUUAUUUAUGUCUCGUUUCCCUAGGCCUAUCUGAAUUUGCUCAGGAUUACUGAAGGAAUACUUUGUAGUGAGGAAGAAGGAAACAUUUAUACAGUCUCUUCGUUUAUCUCUGCUAGAAAAUAUAAAUCAUGAUCAUCUUAGAGACACCUUUGUAUGGGCAAGAGAAACAUUUUUCUGAAGUUAUUGCUAAGAUUUUUUUUGUUUGUUUUUAACCUCAGAGGAAGCCAGGGAAGAUGGUACCCAUGGCU
Gavialis gangeticus (Gharial) is the source of this 2696-nucleotide messenger RNA. It is a transcript of the gene FBXO45, whose product is annotated as F-box protein 45. Gene Ontology annotation, biological process: synapse assembly involved in innervation; proteasome-mediated ubiquitin-dependent protein catabolic process. The transcript has 3 exons. The record is from RefSeq and is a predicted model, not a curated record. The annotation marks the transcript as partial. Gene Ontology annotation, cellular component: SCF ubiquitin ligase complex; synapse. Gene Ontology annotation, molecular function: protein binding. Lineage: Eukaryota; Metazoa; Chordata; Crocodylia; Gavialidae.